Molecule: messenger RNA, 1371 nt
Organism: Lycium ferocissimum
Lineage: Eukaryota; Viridiplantae; Streptophyta; Magnoliopsida; Solanales; Solanaceae
Exons: 7
Coding region: 158-1249 (363 amino acids)
Source: RefSeq, a predicted model, not a curated record
UUGUAUAUUGGGUUAAAGUGGUGUAAUAUUUUAUGUUGGACUGUAUAUUUUUGAAAAUUUCCCUUUAAAAUACCGGUCUUUCCCUCUUCUUCAAGAACCACCAUUUCACCUACCAGUUUUUUCACUGGGAAAAAAUUCUUGAGAGUAACAGUGGAAAAUGAAGAGGUAUAGGAAUGGAGAGAUAUGGGAUUUUGAGCAAGAAAUGCAGCUUUUAGGAGAUGGGUUUUGUGAUCAAAGAGAAGUAAUAUUGGGAUUGGAUGGUGAUACUACUUGUACUGUGUGUGUUUGUAUGCCUCUUAUCCCUUUUGUUGAUUCACUACCUGACCCUCCUCCCAUUCUCUCAAGAGCAGUUGCUGGAUGCUCCAAUCACAAUAGUGUGGGAGAAAGCGCCGCGAGGGAUGCUCUAGAGCUAGUAAUGGCUGAUGCUCUAUCAAAAGCAGGCUCAACACGUUUCUGUGUACAAGCUGUUUGUUUGGCUGUCUCUGGCGUCAACCAUCCAACAGAUGUAGAGCGAAUAAUGAACUGGCUUAGAGAUAUAUUCCCCAGCCAUGUCCAAUUCUUUGUUCAGAAUGAUGCAGUAGCAGCUCUUGCAAGUGGAACAAUGGGAAAGCUUCAUGGUUGUGUCCUUAUUGCUGGUACGGGAACAAUUGCUUAUGGUUUCACUGAAGAUGGGAGAGACGCUCGAGCUGCUGGUGCUGGGCCUGUACUGGGAGAUUGGGGAAGUGGAUAUGGUAUAGCUGCACAGGCAUUGACUGCUGUAGUUAGAGCCUAUGAUGGUCGUGGUCCAUACACUGCACUUACAUCAAGUAUUCUAAGGAAGCUGGAUCUUUGUUCUCCUGAUGAGCUUAUCGGGUGGACCUAUUCAGAUCCAUCUUGGGCUAGGAUUGCAGCUCUUGUUCCAAUUGUAGUGACAUGUGCAGAGGGAGGUGAUGAAGUAGCAAAUAAGAUAUUGAGAGAUGCGGUUCAAGAAUUAGCUUCAAGUGUUAAAGCUGUUGUUAGAAGACUGCACUUGUGUGGUGAAGACGGAAAUGAUCCAUUUCCUCUUGUUAUGGUUGGGGGUGUUCUUGAAGCCAACAAGAAAUGGGAUAUAGGAAGAGAAGUCAUUAACUGUAUAUGCAAGGACUUCCCUGGGGUUCAUCCCAUUUGUCCGAAGGUGGAGCCUGCCAUUGGUGCUGCUUUGCUUGCUUGGAACUUGUUGGCUAGAUAUAGUCGACAAGGGACUCUGAGAAGUGAAAUCUAUUCUUCUUAAGAGACUUGAUCAAUUGUACAGCAGUAAGGAUGAAUGAAAGGUCAUUUCAGCAUAUACGAUCCACAAAGGAAAAUGUGUAUUUUGUUUUUUCCAUUUUUGUUAUAUAGAUUCUUCUUCCUCUU